UCAUAUGUAGACGGCCAUCGAGAGGAAAGGAAAGGAAAAUCUUAGAAAAAAAGGGCAUAAUGAGGAGAAAGAUCGAAAUAAAGCUGAUCGAAGACAAGCCAAAACGACACACGACCUUCACAAAACGGCGGCAGGGCCUCAUGAAGAAAGCCGAGCAACUCUGCGAGAAAUCCAACUCCCAGGCCGUCGUCAUCGCCUUCUCCGGCUCCGGAAACUGCUACUGCCUCGGCCAUCCCCACGCCGACCCCGUCUUGGACCGCUACUUCGGAGAAUCCUCUUCCGCCACUACCGAGCCGGAGGAGGAGGCGCCGCCGCUCACGGAGGCGGAGAGGAGGAUCGGCGAUGCCAUGAAGAGCGGGCGGUGGGUGGACGCCGCCACGGGGUUGAAAGUGGACGAGCUUGACGAAUUGCUUGCGGAGUUGGAGGAGAGUACGCGUAGGGUGGAGGCGCUUGCGGCGGAGUCCGGUUGAGAUUGUGGUCGGAGUUGCUAAUUAGGGUUUCUAAUUUGGAAUUUUAAUUUAAUUUGCAUAGUGCUAUCUUUUUGUUGUUUUAUUAUAGUUAUGUUAGAUCUGCAUACCUGUCACUUGAUCGGAACUGAAUACAUAUUUAUUUUAUGUCGAUGCUAAA
Molecule: messenger RNA, 627 nt
Organism: Salvia hispanica
Lineage: Eukaryota; Viridiplantae; Streptophyta; Magnoliopsida; Lamiales; Lamiaceae
Product: agamous-like MADS-box protein AGL29
Biological process (GO): positive regulation of transcription by RNA polymerase II
Molecular function (GO): RNA polymerase II cis-regulatory region sequence-specific DNA binding; DNA-binding transcription factor activity, RNA polymerase II-specific; protein dimerization activity
Source: RefSeq, a predicted model, not a curated record